CGCCAAUGAUAAAGCGUGAAGCAGUACAGUCGUCAUUCUGGGGCUGCGGCGUGUGUAGUACUGACUGUGACGUUCGGCGCCGUAACAUCCGGUAUUGCAUAUGGCAAGCGGUGAAGGACCAGCCGCGGGGGAUUCUCCUCUGUACCAACUCCAGUCGCUCAUCAACAUUGUCGGUCCGGAAUUUGUCAAUUCUGACCCACCAAUACGAGUACAAUGUGCUCAAGCAUCAGGCAACGAGAUAUAUGUGGGUUGCUCUAACGGUGACCUCCUCCGCUUUGCUCUACAACUAAACGUGAGCUCACCAACGCCGGACUCCUAUACUUUGCUGUCUCGACAAAGUGUCCCAAAUAAUCGACCAAUCGACGACAUCAUUCUCCUUCCAAGCCUUUCCCGUGCCCUCGUCCUUUCUGACCGCCAAAUUUUCGUAUAUAUCUUACCGAUGCUAGAUAUAAUGCCCUCGACUGCCUACAAGCCCAUUCGGCAGGUGCUGAGCAUUGCAAUUGAUGAGCAGCAGCAGCGAUAUGCGACGCGGCGAAACGGCAAUCCACCUUCACAGCCUAAUCCAAUUUCGUUUUGUGUUAUCAAACGACAGUCGGUGCUGGUUUUCCACGUGCGGGAAAAGCCCGUAUACGAGAAAGAAAUCCCGCUGCCGCUUCGUGUUCACCUCGCCAAGCGCAGCGGACCCUACAUGUGCAUCGCAGACCCCGAGAAUUACAACAUGAUAAACCUCGAGACCGCCUCCCUCAUACCACUGCUCCCCAUCUCUCAAGCCCCUUCAGAAAACCCGGAUGCAGAGGCACCGCGAGCACCGGUUGUGAAGCCUUUCAUCCUCGUCAUAACAGAGAGCGAGUUCCUCAUCUUGAGCUGGACGGGUACAACCACACUGGGCCUGUUCAUCACCGGCGAGGGCGAGCCGGUGCGGGGCACCCUGGAAUGGUCGAGCCACCCCGUAUCCGUUGCCUUCGACGACCCACAUAUCACGACGCUCCUGUCCGACGGCACAGUGGAAAUCCACAACAUUGAGACACAGGCUCUCGUACAGACCGUGCCACCGUCGUCUUCGGCGCUCACGCCUGCCGUCCCGAUCCCGACCGACAGGACGGCCCUCCUGGCAUGCUCAGCGGAUUUCGUCGUCCCGUCAACAGAGCGACAAACCAAGCUGCGGCCAACACCGGUCAAGCUGCGGCCGCCGGAAGCAAGGCCCGAGCCCGCACCUGAGGUCGCACCGGUAACGCAACCGGAAGAAGAGGAACAAGAUCAGAGUGCGACGGCUCCCACGAACGACGACCAGGGCGGCGACGAUAUUGAGCCAACACCCUACGACCUGGGAGACGCGUGAUCAUCAUGAUGUGGAUCGUUCUUGAGCCUGCAGUGUAUCACUCUCCGUAGCGAACGAAUACAAACAGUCGUUAAGUCAUAAAUUAUCUGCCGUAGUGCUGCAACCAUCAUAGACCCCGUGUGAAUCUCAUUUACUGGUUCUCGUGGUCUGCUUCUCCCCCUGCGGCCCCUCAGUGUACACGUCUUGCCCAGAGGCGGAAUGUCCGGACAGUGCGCGUCUCGAUGGUCUGCUGUUAGCGUGUCAUGCGCUCGUUGGUAAAACAGUGCAAGGGCAUUUCGUCCGUGCUUAGUCGAUGUCCGCAACGAUGCCAGUCAUGAGAGGGUCGUCCGAGACCUGGUAGAUAUCUAUCACGUCAGACGCUGAGUCAUCGCUCAUAUCCAGGAAGUCCUCGUCGUCGCCCACGUUUUCGUCUCUUCGCGUUGGGAUGUUGAGCGGCGCACCGAGGUUGCCGACGACGGAGUGCGUCGUGAGCUUGACGUCCGAUAGGUGCAGCGACGCAUCCGAGCCUGCGCGGUUCCCCCCUGACAGAGAGAUUGCGCGCAGGUUCAGCAUGAAUCGCGUGAGGCAGAUGGAGGAGAGUCUGCAACGCGAGAUGUAAUGGCUGACAUGCGCUGUCAGUAAACGAGAGUGACAUACGUGUCUGUUAGGGCAGGGAUAUUGUUGAACAUCUAAGGCACAGAGUCAG
This is a messenger RNA of Phanerochaete carnosa HHB-10118-sp, 2024 nucleotides long. RefSeq lists its product as uncharacterized. The transcript is spliced from 7 exons. NCBI's taxonomy places the organism in Eukaryota, Fungi, Basidiomycota, Agaricomycetes, Polyporales, Phanerochaetaceae. Gene Ontology annotation, cellular component: cytoplasm; fungal-type vacuole membrane. Gene Ontology annotation, biological process: vesicle-mediated transport; endosomal vesicle fusion; autophagy. Gene Ontology annotation, molecular function: protein binding. Bases 101 to 1339 code for a protein of 412 amino acids. The record is from RefSeq and is a predicted model, not a curated record.